Acyrthosiphon pisum (pea aphid) is the source of this 2084-nucleotide messenger RNA. Its product is annotated as G-protein coupled receptor Mth. The transcript is spliced from 7 exons. Gene Ontology annotation, cellular component: plasma membrane. Gene Ontology annotation, biological process: cell surface receptor signaling pathway; G protein-coupled receptor signaling pathway. The record is from RefSeq and is a predicted model, not a curated record. Gene Ontology annotation, molecular function: G protein-coupled peptide receptor activity. Bases 233 to 1933 code for a protein of 566 amino acids. NCBI's taxonomy places the organism in Eukaryota, Metazoa, Arthropoda, Insecta, Hemiptera, Aphididae.
UUUAUAUAAUACACCAUGUGGCGUGUACGAUAUAAAUACAUUAGUACAUUACACUUUUUCAUUAACCUUUUUAUUUAUCAAACCUAUUAUUUUAUCAAACCAGUAUUCAGGCGGAGGCAAGGCUAUUAACGAGUUGUAAAAUCAGAGAGCGCGGCGGUCGGCAGCGGCGACUCGUCGAAUUGUCUCCAUUGCUGGAUGACAUAGGCGGCGUUCGACAGUCGCAAUAGUGAGCAUGCCCAAACAGUGUGCGUACACAAUGAACACCAUCCGAUCGUAUUUCACCGCCACCGUCGCGUUUCUCGUUGUCGCGAUCGGCGGCAGAGUCGCGUCUUCCAAGAAUAUUAUCGUGCCGGUCAGGAAGUGCUGUCAGAUGGAACGGCAUUACGAUCCGGAAGUGCGGUUCUGCAGCAGAAUCUUUAAGGGCAAGAUGGAGCGAAAUAAGCUGCAGGUAAGGGUAACCGCCAAUGUGAUGUUGGAUAUGCACUAUCAUGGGCAGCUAUAUUGCAACGCCACGGAAGUGCUAGUCGACAUGCCCACCGCGGAGGUGCGUGGGCUGAUAGAGGCGCACCCGUCGCCCAUCAAGUUACCGCCGAACUACUGCUUCGACCUGACGCCGUCCUACAAGCUGGUGGCCCAGACGUGUCGGCCACGCGCUCAGUACUGCGGCCGGGGCAAUUACACGUGCGUCAACAAGUGCUGCCAGCCCGGAUAUAUAUUCGUCGGCGACCCCAACUCCGAUGUGUUGUCGAAGACUUAUAGCGAGGUGCCAUUCACGUUGUCCACCUAUGAAACAGACGCAGGCGGAAGUCCGGUGGGCCUGUCGAACAACACGGUGCUACCGUACUACCUCACACCCUCGUGUGGUUUUUUCAGGUUAAUGGACGAUAGGUUCAUGUUGACUACGGAUGGCAACCUUUUCCUUCUCCACGAAGGCGUCGAAUGGAUCUUACCGUACACAGAGUUCUGCUUGGAGUAUUACACCAAGGACGGGCCACCGGAGGCCGCAGGUCUGAGGGCGUUCCUGUGCACGAAUGCCAAACCACCGGUCGGUUUCCUUUUUUGGGUUAAAACCCUGACUGCCGUGUGCCUGGUGCUCACACUGAUCGUGUACGUCACACUGCCUUACCUCCGGAACGCCCAUGGCUACUACGUCAUGUUCUACAUGGCCUGUCAGCUCGUGAACUUCAUCUUCGAUUUGAUCUAUGAUUUGGUACAAGACGACAUAGACAGCCCGUUGUGCAUUCCAUUUGGUUAUUUAGCUUUCUUUUCAACUCUGACAACAUGUUGCUGGUUAAAUGUGAUAUGCUUCGAUAUUUACUGGAUGUUAAGAUACAGCAAUUCAAUAAACAGAAAUACAUCAAAAUCAGUACGUACCAUUAUGUACCAUAUUUACUGUUGGGGAUUUUCAAGUAUUUUCGUAUCUACUGGCUAUUUAUUUCAACAUUCACAAAGCGAAACGCUACGGGGAUUAGCACCAGAUAUUGGAAAAUAUCAUUGCUAUUUUGCCGGACGCUCUAACCAUGGAAAUUUAAUUUUCUACUGGAUACCCACCUGUGGUAUGCUGACUGCCAAUUUGAUUUUGUUCUUACUAACUACUAUUCACUGUUUAAGAAUUAAAUCUGAACUCAAUAAAUUCAGACAAACCAAUUCAAAAACAGAAAUGUUUCUUGUUUACAAAGAGAGAUUCGUAAUGAGCAUCAAACUAUUUCUGGUUUUUGGAAUACCAUUUUUAUUUUAUAUGCUAUCUGAGUUAUUCCUAUUUAAAGGGAUCAAAAAGGUAAUUAUAUAUGCAAUUACCGAUCUACAAGGAAUUUAUAUAUUUAUUAUAUUUGUGGCCAAGCGAAAAGUUAUUAUGGACUUCUGGAAAAAGUUUAGAGGUUCAAUGGAUUACAGUGAUGUGACACAAAGUACCACUAUCUCUAGAUCGUCAUAAAAAUGGCACUGAACAGUGCUCAUAAAAGUUAUAAUGAUUUCUAAAUGCAAUAUACUAUGUAGAUAUUAUUAUAAUAUUAUAUAUUAAGACUGUAGGCUCUCAAGCUUAAAAAAAAUCAUUAUUUUUGUGUCUUUAAAUAUUACUUUUUGUU